Messenger RNA from Bombina bombina (fire-bellied toad), 1099 nucleotides. RefSeq names its product putative methyltransferase DDB_G0268948. The transcript has 8 exons. The record is from RefSeq and is a predicted model, not a curated record. The coding region runs from base 158 to 976 and encodes 272 amino acids. NCBI's taxonomy places the organism in Eukaryota, Metazoa, Chordata, Amphibia, Anura, Bombinatoridae. Gene Ontology annotation, molecular function: S-adenosylmethionine-dependent methyltransferase activity.
AGGAAGGGAUACUGUGCUGUGCCGAAACGUCACAAUAAACCACGCUUUUGCUUGACCUGACGACGUGAAUGCUUCUUGACUUUAUGGAUUUUGUGUGCUCCCAGUUAUAGCACCCUAGCAGUUGACACAAAUUGUCUGAGCACUGCUUGAAUGCAAGAUGGCUACAAGAUUGUUUGAGGGUAAAGGACAUGCAUCUGUCUACAAAAAAUACAGAUUCUCUCCUCCACAGGAGAUCCAAGACUUGAUAUUCAACUACUUGGGAGAGCGGCUAACAAAACCUUAUGAAUUAGCAGUGGAUGUUGGUUGUGGGACAGGACAAAACUCCAGGAUAUUGGUUCCUUAUUUUAAAAACGUUAUUGGGAUAGACAUCAGUGAGGCUCAAAUAGAAGAGGCAAAAACAUCAGAUAAAGGCAUUCCUAACCUCAACUAUAUUGUUUCCCCAGCUGAGAUUUGUCCAGUGGAUGAUGUAUCUGUCGAUCUUUUAACUGCUUGUGUAGCUGUGCAUUGGUUCAAUAUUGAGACAUUUUUAAAGGAGGUUGAUCGGAUCCUGAAACCUGGUGGCUGCCUUGCAUUCUUUACCUACUCUCUCGGUAUGGAAGUUCAUUACAAGGAUCGGUCAGAGCAGAUGAUAAAAGUAUUUAAUGAGGUGCAAGAUAUAUUAGCUCAAUAUCAAAAUGAGAAAGUUGAGCAUAUCAAAACUGGUUACAGAGAAAUAUUUGAGGCUAUACCCUAUAUGGAUAAAAAGAGGAUAGAAAAUAUAAUUACCAAGUCCCCAAUGUCAAUAGGAGAGAUUUUGGGUCUUAUUCAGACUUUCUCUAUGUACCAGUCUUAUCUUAAAGUGGAACCUGAGAAAGCAAAGGAAUUGCUGGAAACUACAGAGCAAAGGUUUCUAGAAAUCAUGGGAGUGACUUCCUUGGACACCAGCGUUGAGUUAUGGCUGCAUAAUGUUUGUGUGCUGGCCUCCAAACCCAAGUGAUGAUCAGUAUUAUACCACUCCUAUUAUUUGUAGAAGUUCAUUGCAUUUUUUAUCAGAAACAUUUCAUUAUGAUUAAUUCAACUCUGCAAAAUUGUAAAACACAAUAAAAAGCUUGUAACUGCA